This is a messenger RNA of Aspergillus pseudotamarii, 1581 nucleotides long. Its product is annotated as putative flavin-containing amine oxidasedehydrogenase. Bases 1 to 1581 code for a protein of 526 amino acids. Gene Ontology annotation, molecular function: oxidoreductase activity. Lineage: Eukaryota; Fungi; Ascomycota; Eurotiomycetes; Eurotiales; Aspergillaceae. The transcript has 3 exons. The record is from RefSeq and is a predicted model, not a curated record.
AUGGAUGAUCGCAGCGACUCACGAAAGAGAGUGGCCAUCAUUGGCGCCGGUGCGGCGGGCAUGUCGUGCGCUUCUACACUAGCAAAACAUCCGCAAAAUUAUGAAGUGACACUGUUUGAUACCGCACCACAUACCGGUGGUCAGGCUAUCUCAAUCCCUCUCGAUGAUUCCCGCCAUGGCGCCAGCUGGUUGAAUGAGGGCGUGCAGGGUGGUUCGCCCAUUUUUCGACAUACUUUCAAUUUCUUCCGAAGAUACGGCUAUGAACCGGUGGCCGUCAAAUUACAAGUGUCCUUUGGGAAGGGACCAGACAGCUUCUGGACGAACUUGUUCCCCAGUCCGCUGGUGGAUCAAUUUUCAGACGAGAUACAAAAGUUCGGUCGCGUAUUGAAAUGGAUCAAGCGACUCAUGCCAUUCCUAGGUAUUCUGCCAGUGAAGACCAUGUUAAGGCUAUUCCGGUUCAGCACUGCGUUUGGAAACAAAAUGGUGUUGCCAUUGCUGGCUCUCUUCCUGGGUACCGGCAACCAAACACCCAAUGUGCCGAGCGUGCUCCUGGAGCGACUCUUCAAUGACAAGAAUAUGAGAUUGUGGGACUAUGAUCCUGAUACACUUCUACCCAAUCAAUCCACCAUGUAUACCUUUCCAAAUUUGAGUGACUUCUACCGUGACUGGUCUCGCGACCUGAGUUCAAGAGGCGUCCAUCUCCGGCUCAAGACUCGCCCCGAGCUUUUAAAGCGAGAUAAGCAAGGCAUAACCUUACGCCCACAUCCUGCGACCAACGAUGCGAAUGAUAAUCCGGGUGGCACCGAUCUACUAUGUGAGGAAUUCGAUGAAAUGGUUAUUUGCUGCCCAGCCGACGAGGCCAAGAGAUUACUUGGAAAACAUGCGACAUGGCGCGAGAAGUACGUCCUGGGUGGUGUUAGAUUCUUCAACGAUAUCACCAUCACGCAUUCCGAUUCCGAAUAUUUUGAUAGUAUCUUCGAGACCCGAUACAAGAGCCAUCUUUGUGCGAAGGGCAAUAGCCAGUCGCGCGAAGACCAGAUUUCAUUUUCCCAAAAGACUCCGAGAACACGGAAGGAUGGGUGGGAGGGCUUUGCUCCAAUGUACUAUAUUCAUUCGUACGAGUCUGAUCCGGACAAGAUUGAGAUGGGCUUUGACUGUACAAACUACCAGCAUCAGUUCCGUGAGGCCCUUGGUGAGAAUGCCAUUUCCCCGGAGUCUGACCGGCACGUUUAUCAGACAAUAUUCCUGAACGACGAGCAGAAACACCUCUGGACGUGGAAAGGCAUCGACGACAGUAAGAUAAUCGACAAAAGGUGGUGGCACCAAUUUGGGCAUCGUUGGCAACAUUAUCUACGCGUGGUACCAGGAAUGAUGUUUAUCAAUGGUAAAAAUAGGACGCUGUACGCUGGCGCUUGGACGAUGGUGAACAUGCACGAAAUCGCCUGCAUAUCUGGAAUUGCAGCGGCCUACCGACUCGGUGCUGAGUAUGAGGCUUUCGACGAUUUUGCCGAGGACUUCUUCGCCAAGUAUCUCCUUGUCUCGCAUGGCGUGCGCUACAAACGAAGCGCAAAUGCGAUGUGA